Papaver somniferum (opium poppy) is the source of this 1041-nucleotide messenger RNA. RefSeq lists its product as uncharacterized. The transcript has 2 exons. The record is from RefSeq and is a predicted model, not a curated record. Bases 1 to 1041 code for a protein of 346 amino acids. Lineage: Eukaryota; Viridiplantae; Streptophyta; Magnoliopsida; Ranunculales; Papaveraceae.
AUGUUAGAAGCCACUCCAAAUGCAGAUGAAAUCAAAAAAGCUGUUUUUGAGAUGAAUGCAGAAAGUGCUCCAGGUCCAGAUAGUUUUUCAGGUAUCUUUUAUAAAACAUGUUGGCAUAUUAUACAAGAAGACUUUGUUAAUGAAAUUCAGUAUUUUUGGAGGAGGAAGUACGAACCAAGAGGACUAAAUUCUAAUUUCCUUAUAUUAUUACCUAAAACUCAAAAUGCCAAGAAGCCCGGUCAAUUCAGGCCUAUUAGUUUAAGAAAUUUUAGCUUCAAAGUGUUCACUAAGAUCAUCUCUACAAGGUUGAGUGGUUUUAUGGGUAAUUUAGUCUCCCCUCAGCAAGCUGCUUACAUUAAAAGAAGAAGCAUACAUGAACAGGUGAUGAUGGCAUCUGAGCUAGUGAAUAAAAUGAAACAUACAAGAAGAGGAGUUAUGGUUAAUGGUGGUCCACAAGGUUUUUUCUCAACGGAGAGAGGGUUGAAGCAUGUUGAUCCACUUUCUCCUAUUUUAUUUGUACUAAUGGAAGAAAUUCUUAGUAGAGGAUUAAAAAUUUUGGUGGAAAAAGGUAAAUUACAGCCAAUGGUGAUCAGAAAAGGAUGUUAUCCUACUCAUCUUUUCUUUGCAGAUGAUGUUUUCAUCUUCUAUAAUGGUUCAAAAAGGAGUUUGGAAGAAAUACUUACACUACUCAAAGAUUAUCAAGAAAAUACAGGUCAACUAAUCAACAAGCAGAAAAUUAAAUGUUUUGUGGAUGGUUGUAAUCCAUUAAGGAAGGAUCAAAUAUCAAAUAUGAUGCAAAUGGAACUUACAACUUUUCCUGACAAAUACUUGGGAGUUAUCCUCAAACCUGUAAGAGUUAAUGGUGCAAUUGUUUGUCCAAUGGUGGAGAUGAUGCAAAAACAAUUAUCUUCAUGGAAAGGUAAAUUACUAUCCUUUCAUGAUAGAUUGAUUCUUAUAAAGUCUGAUCUGAGUAGCAUACCAGUUUACAACAUGGUUGUACAUAGAUGGCCAAAAUCAGUAAUUAAAGUGUGUGAAAAAUAA